Messenger RNA from Astyanax mexicanus (Mexican tetra), 2916 nucleotides. RefSeq names its product acyl-CoA thioesterase 19 (gene acot19). Gene Ontology annotation, molecular function: fatty acyl-CoA hydrolase activity. The record is from RefSeq and is a predicted model, not a curated record. Gene Ontology annotation, biological process: fatty acid metabolic process; acyl-CoA metabolic process. Lineage: Eukaryota; Metazoa; Chordata; Actinopteri; Characiformes; Acestrorhamphidae. The transcript is spliced from 10 exons. Bases 426 to 1853 code for a protein of 475 amino acids.
AUACGUAUUUCUUUGCAUAAACAAUUGUGUGAAUAAUUUAACUUUAUACAAGCUAGUUACAUCUAUCACUAUCUCUCUCUCUCUCUCUCUCUCUUUCUUACACACUUAAUUUCAAAACUUUACUGGCAUGACCCUUUUACUAGAUAAUGUAUUGGCAAAACACAAUCAGAACAAUACAACUGAACUUAAUAUUGAAGAAGCAAUCAAAUCUGUAGUGAGACAUCAUGUAUCAUAAUGUAUGACAUUAAAAUGCAGUAAAAUUGCACAAAUGUUGCCAAAGCACAAUUAAAAUAACAUAUUAACAGCAAAUAUGGAAAUAUUGUGACAGAAAAAACAUGAAAUUAUUUGUAAAGGUAUGAAACUAAAAUGACGUAAGGGUUUUUACAAUCAGGGCAGUAAAUAUUCUUUUGUGUGUGUGUGUAAAUAUGUGUGUGUACUCUGUGUUUGGGUGGGUCUCUUUCUCUCUCUCUCUCUCUCUCUCUCUCUCUCUCUUUCUUUCUGCAGUCAGAAAGAAGUUGGUUUGUUCUGUGCUUCACUCCAGCAGUAGAAUGGCCGGGAUCAGACACUGUCCUUUACUCUCUGUGCGUCCUCUCCGCUGUCUGGUGGAUGAGAAGUUCGAGGUAGUUGUGCAGUUUUUGCUGCCCAGUCAGCCGGUGACUCUGCAUGCACUGCUGCAGUCGGAGGACGGGGACUUCUGGGAGGCGUUUGGUCAUUACAAGAGUGAUGCAUCCGGAUCUGUCAAAGUGUCUGAAGAUGUCAGUCUUGGUGGAUCGUAUGAUGGACUUGAGCCCAUGGGCCUGCUGUGGAGUAUGAGACCAAUUCCUGGAAGCAGAAAAGGCCUCAGAUUUAGAAACAAGGACGUCUUCAAGCCCAUUGAGGUGCACAUAUCUGUGUAUGAAGGCCAUCUAACCAAGUGGUUCAAAGAAAAACAAGCUCUAGCCUCUGUUGUAGCUGAGCGAUGGUACAGCAGUCCUGGAGUGCAGAGGAUUGAUGUCAGGGAGAAAGGGUUAAAGGGGACCCUUUUCAUACCUCCAGGUCCUGGCCCGUUCCCUGCUGUGCUGGACCUCUGGGGUGGAGGAGGUGGGCUGGUGGAAUAUCGCUCUGCUCUGCUGGCCUCUCAUGGCUACAUCACAUUAACUCUGGAGUACAUUGGACUUAAGGAUGCUAGUGGAACACCACAAAAUGUGGACAAUGACUACUUUGAGGCUGCCUUUAGUUUGUUGAAGCAACAUCCGCAGGUGUGUCCUGACAGAAUAGCCAUGAUGGGCUUGUCGUUUGGUGUGUCUGUGACUCUUGGCAUGGCAGCGUACUCCUCAGAGAUCAAUCCCAAAUGUGUAGUGUGUGUUAGUGGAAGCCACAUUAUGCCUGUAAAUGGAUCAUUGGCUGAUGUCUUUAAAGAGAUCAAAAAGAAUGUCCAGAACACUCGCUAUGAUGAAGAGCGGAGAAUCAUUUGGCGAGAUCUGCUGCUGCCGAUACCAGACGACCCUUCAAAGAAAGUUGAAAUGGGUCUUAUCCAAUGCCCUAUUUUACUGAUUGUUGGUGAGGAUGAUCAAAAUUGGGCAGCAGCAGAAUCUGCAGAAGAUAUGAAGAAGAUGAUGGAGCAAGCUGGGAAUAGUCACCUGUUGACUGUGCUUUCAUACCCCCACACUGGUCAUCUCAUUGAGCCUCCCUACUGCCCUCAUGUCCGAUCCAGCAACUUCAAAUUGAUAGAGGCAAAGACUACAGUGGUGGUGGUGUGGGGAGGACAAAUGGUACCACACAGUAAAGCUCAGGAAGAUUCCUGGCAAAAAACCCUGGCCUUUCUGGAGCAGCAUCUCUACACCCAUGACACUGUAGCAUCCAAAUCCAACUAGUGAAGAGAAAACAUGCCAUAUAUUGCACUGUAAAAAAGUAGCUUACAAAUUAAGGAUCUCCAUCAUUUUUUUCUUUUAGACAGCUUCAGGACAAAACCGCCUUUAGGUCGUACUGCUACUAAUCACCUAUGAUUUCUUUUUUUAUUAUAAUUUUAUUUCUAAUUUUUCCCAUUUUCUCCCCAAUUUACACAGCCAAUUACCCAACCCACUCAGUAUGACUCCUUCUAUCACUAGUAAUGCACCAACACACCCGGAGGGUGAAGACUAACACAUGCUUCCUCCGAUACAUGUGGAGCCAGCCACCACUUCUUUUUCGAGCUGCUGCUGAUGCAGCAUUGCCGAGCAGCCAGCUUUAGCUUUAGAAAAAAUAUAUUGCAUUUUCUUAACCUACACAUUUGAAGACAUUACAUUACCAAUCAAAAUGUAUCCUUUACAGACAAUCAAACAGUAGCUUAACCUCUGCCAUCACAUCACAUCACAUCAGAAUAUAGAUUCAGCACACUGGCAUGGCAGCACUUUAGCUACAGAGGUAAAGGAAGGCCUUGUUUUAACUCUUAAUAAUGACUAUACAUAUCUUUCUACACAAAAGUUUCUAAAUGAUUGAUCAUUACAGUGGACAGUGUAUAAUUCAGGCUGGUUCUUUUUGUACUGCUUGUUCUCUGUAAUUAUUGUAUUACAAACAAAUGGCACACCAGGUAGAAUAGGCUGAACAAGAUCUAAAGUACUUGGAUUACUUUACAGAAUUAACAGAGGAACAGCUUGUAAAGAUGUGAAAAAAAAAUUUUUAAUAGGAAUUUUGAAUUUAAUGAUUAUUAUUUUGUAAUUACAUGUUGGUCUUCAGUUGACUUAUGUUAAAUAUAGUUUUAUUUUUCUUGUUAAUGAUUAACAUUUUACAUAAAGUUGGAGAUCAUACAGAGUUCAUACAGAGUACUGACACAGUUCAUGGUUCAUGUUUAUGACCCACAAUGCAAAGGUCAGUGACACAAGAUUGUAGCUCUGGGUGUAAUGACCUCAAAUCAGUAUCACAAUUACGGUUCAUAAAAUAAAUAUUUAAUGAAUGACA